Molecule: messenger RNA, 9834 nt
Organism: Caretta caretta (loggerhead turtle)
Lineage: Eukaryota; Metazoa; Chordata; Testudines; Cheloniidae
Gene: BICD1
Product: BICD cargo adaptor 1
Biological process (GO): microtubule anchoring at microtubule organizing center; protein localization to organelle; positive regulation of receptor-mediated endocytosis
Cellular component (GO): cytosol; Golgi apparatus
Molecular function (GO): cytoskeletal adaptor activity; dynein complex binding; dynactin binding
Source: RefSeq, a predicted model, not a curated record
GGAGAGCGAGCGAGCGAGGCAGAGAGAGAGAUGUGUACGUAUGAACAAACCUCUGUGGAGGCAACCACAAACACUCCUGCCCUCGAGGGGAGAGAGAGGCGACAUCACUGCUACUUUCCCAUCUCUCCUCCCUUCCUUCGUCCUUUCUGCCUCUCCUUCCUCCUGGCCGCUGGGGAGAGGUGUGUAGGGGGGUGGCUGGCUGGGGAGGUGGCUGUAGUCUCUCUCUUGCUGUGCUAUGGUAAUAAUUGUCCCUUCCCCCCCCCAGCCCAGCCUUCCUCCCCAUCUGCUUUCUCCUCCUCUCGUUUGGUUCCAGGCAGGCAGCAGACAGACUGCAUCAUUUUUUUGCACCGGCUGCAGCAGCAGCGGGGAGAGCGGGAGCAGGUGGAGAGUUCAGAGACUGCAGUGAAGCUGCCCUCGAGACAUGGCGGAUCAGUGCCUCUGAGGAAGCAAAAAGAUCCCCAAGCUGCCUCCGCUCCCAGCCCCGGCUCGCUGGGCGGCUGCUGCCAGGCCAAGGAGCAGGAGAGAAGCGGCCAGAGGACAAAUGGUGCUGCAGCCUUUUCUUUGAUUUCCUCCCCUUCUUCUCCAUGUUGCAUCUCUCUUCAGUGCUUCAGUCCGUGUAGCCGCUGCUGCUAGCAGGAGUAUCCAGGGACAGUGCCACCCAGCCCUCCCUUCCCCCACCCCCUCUCCAUCUAUCUGUCCGUCCAGCCCGCCAGCCAUCCACAGGGGCUAUGGCUGCAGAAGAGGUAUUGCAGGCCGUGGAUCACUACAAGACUGAGAUCGAAAGGCUGACUAAGGAGCUCACCGAAACAACCCGCGAAAAGAUCCAGGCUGCUGAAUAUGGGCUGGUGGUGCUGGAGGAAAAACUCACCCUGAAGCAGCAAUAUGACGAGCUGGAGGCUGACUAUGAUUGCCUUAAACAGGAGCUGGAGCAGCUGAGGGAGGCAUUUGGACAAUCAUUCUCAAUCCACCGCAAAGUGGCUGAAGAUGGUGAAACACGUGAAGAGACUCUCCUGCAGGAGUCUGCAUCAAAGGAAGCUUAUUACCUAGGGAAGAUCUUGGAGAUGCAAAAUGAGCUGAAACAGAGCAGGGCAGUGGUCACCAAGGUUCAAGCAGAGAAUGAGAGGCUCACUGCUAUUGUCCACGACCUGAAAGAGAAUAACGAAAUGGCAGAGUUGCAGAGAAUACGGAUGAAAGAUGAAAUUCGAGAAUACAAGUUCCGAGAGGCAAGACUUCUUCAGGAUUACACUGAGCUUGAAGAAGAAAAUAUUACUUUGCAAAAACUGGUGUCCACACUGAAACAGAACCAAGUUGAAUAUGAAGGUUUAAAGCAUGAAAUUAAACGAUUUGAGGAGGAGACAGUAUUGCUUAAUAGCCAGCUAGAAGAUGCCAUCCGACUGAAGGAGAUUGCCGAACAUCAGCUGGAGGAAGCCCUGGAGACCUUAAAAAAUGAAAGGGAGCAAAAGAACAAUCUGAGGAAGGAACUCUCCCAAUAUAUCAACCUCAAUGAUAGUAUGUACAGUAACCACAUUAAUAUAUCAGUAGAUGGAUUAAAGUUUGCAGAGGAUGGGAGCGAACCUAAUAAUGAUGACAAAAUGAAUGGGCACAUUCAUGGGCCUCUUGUGAAACUGACUGGAGAUUACCGGACUCCAGCAGUUAGGAAAGGAGAAUCUCUGCACCCAGUCUCUGAUCUCUUCAGUGAGCUCAACAUAUCGGAAAUGCAGAAAUUAAAGCAGCAACUCGUGCAGGUGGAGAGAGAAAAAGCUAUUCUCCUGGCCAACCUUCAGGAGUCCCAGACGCAGCUAGAACACACAAAGGGAGCCCUAACUGAACAACACGAGCGAGUCCACAGGCUCACAGAGCACGUCAACGCCAUGAGGGGACUGCAGAGCAACAAGGAGCUGAAAGUAGAGGUGGACUGUGAGAAGGGCCGAGACUCCAGCGAGGAAACACAUGACUAUGAAGUAGACAUCAACGGCCUAGAGAUCCUAGAAUGUAAAUACAAAGUGGCAGUGACGGAAGUGAUUGACCUUAAAGCUGAGAUAAAGGCCUUAAAGGAGAAAUACAAUAAAUGUGUAGAAAACUACACUGAAGAAAAGGCAAAGUAUGAGACCAGGAUCCAGAGGUAUGAUGAGCAGGUGACGAACCUGGAAAAAUCAACGAAGGAAAGUUACGAGAAAAUGGUUCAAAUGGAAAAAGAGUUGCAAAGGAUGACAAGCGUAGCAAAUGAAAACCAUAAUACCCUCAACACAGCCCAGGAUGAGUUGGUGACAUUUAGUGAGGAGCUGGCUCAGCUCUAUCACCAUGUAUGUUUGUGUAAUAAUGAAACUCCCAAUAGGGUCAUGUUGGACUAUUACAGGCAAAGUAGAGUCACCCGUAGCGGGAGCCUGAAGGGACCUGAUGAUCCUAGGGGGCUCCUGUCUCCACGGCUCACCAGAAGAGGAACGGCAUCCCCAGUAGAAGCCAGGACCCCAACUGAGCAUGUUUCGAAAGAGAGCACAGAGGCUGGCAAAGAACAAAGUCCAACCAAGACACCUACGAUUUCUCCUGUCAUCACGGCCCCUCCUUCCUCUCCCGUCUCUGACACCAGUGACAUACGCAAAGAGCCAAUGAAUAUCUACAACCUAAAUGCCAUAAUACGGGACCAAAUCAAGCACUUGCAGAAGGCUGUAGAUCGGUCACUGCAGCUGUCACGCCAGCGUGCGGCAGCACGUGAGCUGGUGCCCAUGAUUGAUAAGGACAAGGAGGCCUUAAUGGAAGAGAUACUGAAACUGAAGUCCCUGCUGAGUACAAAACGGGAGCAGAUAGCAACCUUGAGGGCAGUGUUGAAAGCCAACAAACAGACAGCUGAAGUGGCACUGGCCAAUCUGAAGAAUAAAUAUGAGAAUGAAAAAUCAAUGGUGACUGAAACCAUGACCAAACUGCGAAAUGAAUUAAAGGCUUUGAAAGAAGAUGCAGCAACCUUCUCAUCCUUGAGAGCGAUGUUUGCAACCAGGUGUGAUGAGUAUGUCACACAGCUGGAUGAGAUGCAAAGGCAGUUGGCAGCUGCAGAGGAUGAGAAGAAGACCUUAAACUCUCUAUUGCGGAUGGCUAUCCAGCAAAAACUUGCCCUUACCCAGCGACUGGAGGAUUUAGAGUUUGAUCACGAGCAGUCCCGACGCAGCAAAGGCAAGCUUGGAAAGAGCAAGGACAGCCGCUCUAAAGUAAGUGAGGAAGCAUCAGCCACCGUGCCAACCAUAGACACUUUCCUCCUGCAUAGUCAGGGCCCACAGCAACCAAACUUACUGGUCAGCAGUGGCACUCAGAGGAAAAGACUAUUCUCACCUUCCCCUUGUGAUCAGAGCCAUCCCAGGACUUCAGGGACCUACCUACAGAAUAUAUUAAGAGCCCCCCUUGAUCCCACCUCCACAGAAUCAUUUCUUCUGAGGGGCCCCCCUUCCAUGAGUGAACUCAUCCAUGAGUACCGUCUCAGCAAGGAAAAAAGGUUAACCGUGGCCAUACCAGUCCUGAUGUAGCCUUUCCAGAAGAGCAGCCACAUUCCAGCUCUCAGUGUGCCCCUCUCAACUGUCUCUCCAAGCCUCCUCCUUAUCCCUAAUCUUCAGAUGCAACAUAAGAGAAAAAACAAACACACAAACUGAGUGGAGCUCACACAACAAAGGUUUAAGUUGCUCCCAAGGACCCAGUAGGCAAUCCUGCCUUGUUGCUGCGUUGACAAGUCUGGAUUCAUAUCCGUUUUGGCAACCGAGUGUUGGCUGAGAAGUAGGACACAAAGCACAGAGCCCUGCCUGUCAAAAAGACUUUUUAUGGUUCCUCUAAUUAUAUUCAAACUUUGCUGUCACACCUGAAGUUUAGUGAAAUUUAACAGCGUGAGAAAAUGUUCCUCCCAGCUGCGUGGCUUUACCUCUGAAAUAUUGAGAGACUUAAGCCAAUAUUUUAAAAAAUUAUGUUACAAAAUCCUAUUUUCACAUCCUCCACGUUCAGCCAUAGGAACUAGUUCAGAUUUUCUUUUCUGUUGUUAAGGGUGUGAUAUUUAUUUUUACUUUAUUUGCACCAUAAUUUUGUGUUUAUAAAAUGUGGUCCUUGUUUUUUGGGUUUUGUUUUGUUUUGUUUCUCUUUUUGGUGAGAGUUGUAUUUAAUUCAUUUUAUUUUUUAAAAACAACCAGAAAUAGCUUAAGUUAAGAAUGACUGAGUUAGUCUUUAAAAAAAAAUGAUGAUUGUUAUCUUGGCCAGAGAGUAUGGCCUAUUUUUUUUUAUUGCACAAAAACAUUGAAAAUGGGGUGAAUUGGAAUGUUAACAGUGACUUUGUAUUUUGCUGCUGCACUGAUAUUGUUUAUGCACUUGUUUUCUAAUUUCUAUUAUACUAGCUGCUGGUUUUGUUCUAGGUCUUCACUGGAAGCUGAUUAUUAAACCUAAGAAGGAGAUUAAAGAAUGAUGCUUUGAUUUUCAUUCAGAUAUUUGCUUGCAUUUUAAGUAUAUUUUUGCAUUUCAGACAAGUAGAUGAAUUGGUGCUUUUUCUGGGGAGGUGGGGAGGGUUCUGUUUGGCAUCUGAGAAAGAAAAGCUAAAGCAACUUGAAGUAAAAUGUUGUGUGUUAAUUAAAAAUUUCAGUUUUUUCUCCUGCUCCCAAAUUGAGGGUACUAGUUUGAGGAAUGACCAGUGAAAGUAUAAAGAGUAAGAAUGGUGAGGUUAUAUACAUUUAGCGUGAGAUAUUCUAUGGUGAAAUACCUCAUGCAUGUAGGGUUAAUGGCUUGGAAUGAAAUUGGCAGGAUUUUACUGUAGUGCAUUUUUUCCCUUGCCAAAUAUUAACAAAUACAGAACCUUAGCUCAUUGUCAGUUUAUGACAAAUACUCAGGUGACCUAUGGUGCACAGUGUUCCAAGUUAAAGAUUCUCUCCUCUAAAUGCUGAAUAAAGCUGUGUUGCAGAGUAGUGGAUUUUCAUAGCAAAAUGAAGGAUAGCUGAAUUUAUUUUGCACAGAAUCUGACAGCAAGGCAAGUAGCUAAAUAAGCUGUGGUGUCUUAGCACCUUUGGGCUUCUUAUCUGGUCAUCAAGAUGGAAAAAUACAAGUACUGCCCAUUCGUUGCUAAUUAGCAUACUCCUUGUUCUUGGUCAGUGGCCUUAACUUAUUUAAAGAAGACAGGCGUUGACAUGUCCAUGUUUCUGUCUGUUUCUUCUCUGUGGUGUUAAUAUGAUCCACAAGAUGGAAAUACAAAUACAGUUUACUAUUUGCAGCAAUUAAAAAAAAAUUAUUACAGAUAUAAUUGGAAUAAUUCAAUAUAACUGAAUCUGAGGAAAUGAACACUGUCCUCCAAUACUAAAAAUGCUUACCAAAUGUAAUAACGUACAGUACAUAAGUGGAGGAAAGAAUCAGUGGCCAAUCAGUGUGCCUAACAAUCAUUACCAUAGUACCAGUAAUGAAGGUGCUGUAAAUAGAAGUAUCCUAAUGUAAUCAACAAUGUACACUAUAUAACCUUGUCAGAGCCAUUGAGCUAAUGUAAUAAAACGUGUAGAAUCGGAGGUGGAGAAAAACAGAAACAAAUUCAUGUAAAAGUCUGAUCAUACCAACCUAACAACUCUUUGCACUGUUUCUAUAUACGUUUCCAAGAUGUUCACAUGAUCCUUCUUGUAUUGCAUUCACAUAACUAUUUAGUGCCAUACUUAACCCACUCUUCUUACAGAAAAGUCAGAUAAAACUUGUUUAGCAUUAUUAUGCUGUUUGGCACUAAGAUUAGCUGCUAUGUAGAUUUUUAUGAAAGAACUGUUUUGUCUGGGCAAAUGUUGCCUUUAAAAAGCACCUCAGAAUACCUGAUGAUGUUAGAUCAGUAUAUUAUUAUUCCUCAGUGGUAGCAUCUGUGUCCAACAAAGAUAGCUACUGCAUAUCAGUUAAGUGAGAAAAGAAUUAGCAUUGCCACACUGUAUACAGUUGCUGUAAACUGUAUUUAGAAUAUUAUCUCCUGUUUUCAUAUCCAAACCAAACAUCUGUUGAAACUAUAAAGAACAUUUCUUCCCCCUAAUUUAAAUAUAUGUUUUAGCUUUUUUUAUAUAGAUAUGAAUCUGUGGAGAAAAUACUUGUUUUGAAAUAUUCAUUCAAUAGUAUAUUCAUUUUUAAUUGUGAUUUUCAAAGUAAAAUUAGCAACUCUGAUAUACUGUACUGGUAUGGCCGUUUGGAUCAAGAGUUAUAGAAGAGUGUUCCAUGGAUUAGAAAUUUUGGUCAUGUUUUACAGAAAUAAGUGGGGUUUUUUAAAUUUUUGAUUCUCUUGUGAUGCUUUAAUUUAAUUCCUAAUCAAUUUAUAAUUUUUUAAAUAUAAUAAAGCAAGAAUACGUGCUUGAAAUUUAAGAGAUCUAGGAAAGAACCAACUUAAAUGUAAAAAUGACUGUGGUUAUUGCAUUGUAAGAAAUAAAGCUUUGUAGGCCCCAGAGCAGUCUUGCCUCUUUUGUCAGUUCACUGGGGGAAAAAAGUAUCUUAAACUUCAGAAAACGUAAAGCCUUCUUGGUUAGAUGAUAAUUAGUGAUGUAAAGUUUUACCAAAUGUCUGGUAAGAAUUGUUUCUGAACCUCUGCCAGAAAAAAAACAAACCCCAAGUUGUUUUUAAUGUUUGCAAAAUGUUGAAUGUAGCCGUUUUAAAAAAUCAUUCCUAACGCAUUGCCAUCUAUCUUGAUUUUAAAAUAAAGGGAAAAAAAGAACACAUAUAUUCUUAAAGGCUGGGUAUACUUAGAAAUAUUGAUGUGUAUCCCCCACAGCAAAGAAGCGCCUUUCAAAAGUUUGUCCAGACUUUCAGGUUUGAAAUGCAGAUAUUGUUCAUAAAGAGGGCCUUGGAGUCUCUCUGGUUGUCAGGUAGCCUAUAAAUUGCAUGUCUGCUUUUUCCUUUUUUCUGACCUUGGGAGAGUUGUUUCCUGGUAGAAACAAAUAAUCCACAUCUGAACAGCCAGUUACUGGAAAUUUGUGGAAGGAAAACAAAAUGAACAGUGUAAAUCAAAUUAAAAUAUAAGGUGAGAAGAAAGUGAAUUAAUGAAAAAUUGUAAAACAGGGGAGCAGGGAAGAAUAUAUUUUCUACCAGUGUCAGAAGGUAACCUUGAAACUUUUAUAGAAAGAGAAAAUAUUGAUAAUUUCCCAUCUCAAAUCAUGUAAGGGUCUUUGCCUUUUAGAUAGAGGCAGUAGGGAGAUCCUUUUUAAUUGAUCUCUGACAGGUUGGCAUCUCCAUGCUUAUUCAACCCAAGUAGAAUGAAUGUAAUUAUAACUAUACAUUAGGAUUAGUAGACUGAAACUGUUUAUUAUUAAGAUAAGGUGGAAAAUUUUAAUACGAAGAUUAUGCUUCCGUUUUUUCCUGUUUAAAAAUAUGGAGUGGUUUUAACCAUUUGCCAUACAUAUCAUAGAAUCAUAGAAUCAUAGAAUAUCAGGGUUGGAAGGGACCCCAGAAGGUCAUCUAGUCCAACCCCCUGCUCAAAGCAGGACCAAUUCCCAGUUAAAUCAUCCCAGCCAGGGCUUUGUCAAGCCUGACCUUAAAAACCUCUAAGGAAGGAGAUUCUACCACCUCCCUAGGUAACGCAUUCCAGUGUUUCACCACCCUCUUAGUGAAAAAGUUUUUCCUAAUAUCCAAUCUAAACCUCCCCCACUGCAACUUGAGACCAUUACUCCUUGUUCUGUCAUCUGCUACCACUGAGAACAGUCUAGAGCCAUCCUCUUUGGAACCCCCUUUCAGGUAGUUGAAAGCAGCUAUCAAAUCCCCCCUCAUUCUUCUCUUCUGCAGGCUAAACAAUCCCAGCUCCCUCAGCCUCUCCUCAUAAGUCAUGUGUUCCAGUCCCCUAAUCAUUUUUGUUGCCCUUCGCUGGACUCUCUCCAAUUUAUCCACAUCCUUCUUGAAGUGUGGGGCCCAAAACUGGACACAGUACUCCAGAUGAGGCCUCACCAAUGUCGAAUAGAGGGGAACGAUCACGUCCCUCGAUCUGCUCGCUAUGCCCCUACUUAUACAUCCCAAAAUGCCAUUGGCCUUCUUGGCAACAAGGGCACACUGCUGACUCAUAUCCAGCUUCUCGUCCACUGUCACCCCUAGGUCCUUUUCCGCAGAACUGCUGCCUAGCCAUUCGGUCCCUAGUCUGUAGCUGUGCAUUGGGUUCUUCCGUCCUAAGUGCAGGACCCUGCACUUAUCCUUAUCUGUAAACAAAAAGAGGAGGAUUUGUUAAAAGAUGAUAAAGACAUUGCCAAUGAAGGCUGCAAACCUGGAAUCAUAUGAGUAUCAGUGUUUACGUACAGCAGCUAGUUAUAUGGGGCCCAGUCCUGCUUACAUGGGCUGCAAUGCAAGCAGAACUGGGCCCAUAUUAUGCUAGCUACUUUAGAACUUGACCUUGCAUCACUGGAGGAAUUUUGCCAUCAACUUCAGUAGAAAUGGUGAGGGUGCAUAAUGAGGUUAUAGAUUACACAUGCUCUUCAGAGGUCUUUUCCCUUUCUCAAGUGAUAGAUGUACAUCUGUUGGAGUUGCAGUUGUUUCUUUCUGUACUAAAGAAGUCUUUAUUUGAAAAUUGCAGGCACUGAUGUUUUACAUUUGAAGCAUGAUCAUUGCUGUAUUUACCUCUUUAAAAAUGAUAGCCAUCAAUUUACUUCCGUUUUUCUCCUGCUGUACAUGCAGUAUGUCUCAAGGAGAUAUACAGUAUUCAGAACUUUUUUCACCGUUGAUGAAUGUUGGGGUUUUUUAAUUUUUAAAAAGAAAUACACAAAAAAGCAAUUAAUUGCCUUUAGCCUUAAGGCACAAAUGCACCUAAAUAUGCAAUAUAAAAUGUGUGCAUGAGAUUCUUUAAAUCAUGUAGUCUUUUCCAUGAGCAUGAUGAUGAAGCUAGAGAAUUCUUAUUUCUUGUAUGAACCAUUACUCCCUGUGUCAGAAAUGCAAGACAGCUGUUACAAAGAGUCUGUACAUUACAUCCUAAGAAGCAUGGCUUAAAUCCUCCUUGCAUUUUAAUCUCUUUCCUGUGGAGUUCUUGAAAAUCCCCCUCUAUUAAAUCUAAAGUUAACAAAGUGACAAACUGACGUCAGAUAAAGGAAAAUUCCCAUAUUCUAUAAAUGUAGUUAAUUUGUUGUCAGACUCUGGAUGAUAGGGCCUUGGGUUUCAAUUACUGUCUUUAUAUGGAGGUGUUUGUUCUGCUCAUCAUUAUUAAGCCAUAAUAGAAACAGUGGAGAUUAUUGUAUGGUUUUUCUCAUCAUUAGUAAACAUGGUUAAACAAAUGGUUUUUUAUUAAAACUUGUUUUUGAUUUAAAAGUGUGCUGGAGAUUAAUGAACAAAAGAGGCUGACACAAAUGAACUGGUUUGCUAGCUGGUUCAGCUGUGAAGAAGAAAUAAGAAAAAUCUAGCUUUUUAAAUGGUUGCUAUUAUUGUUAUUAAUGAUUAUUUAUUAUUAUUCACAGGUAUGGCUUUGUGCACCAUACCAGUGGGUAAAUUAAGUGCAUCUCACUAGUUAUCGCCCUAAUUUCAAGCCCUAUGGUUUGACUGUUACAGGGUUAAUUAACUUGAUCCUUUGUUAAAAAAAUGUUAAAAAAAUACCAACAAAAUCUGAUGUUUUGUGACUUUUGUAAUCUAUUGAACAUUUCCAUUUGCAUGAUGAUCUGUAUCUAACAAACCAUACCAACUGCUGUGUUCAUUUCCAAACAGUUUUAACAUUGGUGAUGUUUGUGAUAAACACAAAUUUGUGUACUGUAUGUUUACUGCUGUUAUAACUUGGCUACUCCUAUGUUGAAUUGAAAUUAUGUUGUAAUGCCUUCCUGGGUUUAAAUGAUGCAGUGUUUCUGGAUGGUGAAGAAUACAAAAGUAUAUGUGCUCAUUGACUAAAAUAUUGAACAUGAGAAAUUUCCUCUU